GGUAAACUCGUUACGUGGAAUCCAGGGAAGAAAGAUAUCACAGUGUUUUAAACCCCCUUUGUCCCUUCUUUUGAGUAUCGUAUAGGUGUUUCCUGUAUUGAAGGUGCAAAGAUGGCAUCUCUCAAGAUCACGUCGCUACGGUUCGAGCACCAUCCCACCGGACUAGGCGUUUCUUCCUCAACUCCUCGUAUCUCAUGGCGCGUCGAAUCAGACCCUAUAGCGAAUAAUUGGCAGCAGACAUCAUACGAUAUCAAGAUCUCACGUGGCUCUGCGCCGGUCCAGGAAUUCCACAUCAAAAGCGCUUCAACGAUACUCGUUCCAUGGCCCGACACCCCUUUGACAUCAGGCGAAAGGGCCACAGUCGCCGUCAGAUCCCACGGAACCUCAGACGACGCCCAGUCAGACUCGAAAUGGUCCCAGGAGGCGACUGUAGAAGCCGCUCUGCUCUCCCGCGAUGACUGGAAAGCUACGCCCAUCACCGCGCCACCGCGGACAGCUUCACAUCCAGAUGAGCGGGGGAUUCGGCCGGUCCGAUUCCGCAAAGUCUUUGAAAGCCCCGAUUUAGAAAGCAGUGGCAAUGCCAAACUCUACAUCACCGCUCUUGGCCUAUACGAAGCUUAUCUGAAUGGCCAUCGUAUCGGAGACGAGUGGCUCGCCCCCGGCUGGACUGCCUAUCAACAUCGGAUCCAGUACCAGGUCUUUGACGUAGCGCAUCUCUUAAAGCCUGGUCAACGGAACGUUCUCGCGGUGGAAGUGAGUGAAGGGUGGUAUGCGGGCCGAGUUCUCUGGGGCGAGGGUUUAACCUGCUUUUACGGCGACCGCAUCGGCGUACUUGCUCAACUCGACAUCCACGACCAUGACAUGACAAAGCCAGCCUUGCAGCUUAUGACCGACGAGACUUGGGAGUGUCGCCCCUCACCAAUCGUCGGAAGCGACAUUUACGAUGGAGAGACAUACGAUCUCGGCCUCGAAGUUGACGACUGGCAUCACGACAGCCACAGCGAAUGGAUUCAUGUCGAGACACUGCCGUUUCCCAAGUCUGCGCUGGUUGCAUCCUCCUUCCCACCAGUCCGCACCACCGAGACCGUGAAACCCAUCAAGAUCUUCACAGACAUCAACGGCAAGACGCUCAUCGACUUUGGUCAAAACCUCGUCGGCAAACUUGUCAUCCCAAAGCUCGCAAAACCAGACGGCCAUCGCCUCACCAUCCGCCACGCAGAGGUCCUCGAAAAUGGCCAAAUCGGAACCCGCCCGCUCCGCGCAGCAAAGGCGACCGAUACAAUCGUCUUCGGAGGCGGUCGAGUCAUAGAGAAUUGGUCCCCUCACUUCACCUACCAUGGCUUCCGCUAUGUCGAGCUCGAUGGCUGGGAUGACGUGGACCUAGACUCCCUCUUCGCCGUCGUUAUGCACACGGACAUGCAGCGAACAGGCUUCUUCUCCUGCUCCAACGAAGACGUCAACGUGCUGCACCGCAACGUCGUUUGGAGCAUGCGCGGAAACUUUGUUUCUAUCCCUACGGACUGUCCGCAGCGCGACGAGAGACUAGGUUGGACGGGCGAUAUCCAAAUCUUUAGCCCGACGGCCUCGUUUCUAUACGACUGUGCGGGGAUGCUGAGCAACUGGAUGCGUGACGUACUAUUGGACCAGAAGGACGCUGGCGGUAUCGUGCCGCUCGUGGUGCCCAAUGUCAUGAAGGACGGGCCCUGGCCUUCGGUGCCACAGGCUGUGUGGGAUGACGUUGUUGUUCUGGUGCCUUGGACUUUGUAUAAGUGGUUUGGCGACGCGGGCGUCCUACAAGAGACAUAUCCUGGUAUGAGAGACUACCUCAAGUCUAUCAAGCGUGGUGACGAUGGUCUAUGGGAUCCUUCUCUCUGGCAGCUCGGUGACUGGCUUGAUCCCAACGCACCACCCGCCGAACCAGGUCUGGCUAGGACGGACGGCACCCUCGUCGCGGACGCGUAUCUGGUUCACGUCACAGGCAUCGUAUCCCAGAUAGCCAGCAUCAUCGACCUUCCAUCUGAAGCCGAGAACCUCGCCAGCGAGCACAAGCGCCUAAAGCAGCUCUUCCAGGACAAGUACAUAACCAAAGCAGGCUUCAUCGUCGCAGACUCACAAACGGCACUGGCACUAGCCCUUCUUUUCGACUUACACGACACCCCUGCCCAACGAGAAGCCGCAGCCGCAAGACUCGCGCGGCUGGUGCAGUAUUCUAAGUUUAGAGUCUCCACCGGCUUCGCUGGCACGCCCGUGAUACUUCACGCGCUGUCAGAGACAGGGUACGUCCAGCAUGCAUACCGCAUGCUCCUAGAGACGGGAUGUCCCUCCUGGCUGUACCCCAUCCGCAUGGGCGCCACCACAGUCUGGGAGAGGUGGGAUAGCAUGCUGGAGGACGGGACGAUCAACCCAGGCGAGAUGACGAGCUUCAACCACUAUGCGCUCGGCAGCGUCGCCAACUGGAUGCACGCCGGCAUCGGCGGGCUGUCGCCGUUCGAUGCCGGGUGGAAGAGCUUUCGGGUUCGGCCCCAGCUGGGAGGAGACCUACGGUACGCAAGCGUGGAGUUUUUGAGCCCGCAUGGCUUGAUCCGGAGUCGGUGGGAGAUUUGGGCGGAUGGGAGGUUCGCGUUGGAGGUGACGGUGCCGCUGAAUACGUCUGCUGUGAUUCAUUUGCCGAAUGGUGAGGAGGAGUUGACGAUUGGGUCCGGGUCUUAUGUGUUCGAGCUCGAUCUUGCUCCGGAACUGCGGGAGCGGAUGGCCGCGUGGCCGCCCAAGGCUCUGUUGACGCAAUUUGGACUAUAAUAUCAUAGUCCAUCUUGAAGUACCUAUAACAGAAGAUUCAAUGGUGUAUAUUUUGCAACGCAACCUUC
Messenger RNA from Colletotrichum godetiae, 2864 nucleotides. RefSeq names its product glycoside hydrolase family 78 protein. The record is from RefSeq and is a predicted model, not a curated record. Gene Ontology annotation, biological process: carbohydrate metabolic process. The transcript has a single exon. The coding region runs from base 112 to 2796 and encodes 894 amino acids. Lineage: Eukaryota; Fungi; Ascomycota; Sordariomycetes; Glomerellales; Glomerellaceae.